UACUAUGAAAAGACAAUCCACAAAAGGUAUAAAGAAACCGCUUUCGUCUAUUUCUAUAAAGGAUAACUCAUCUACUGCGGUGCUUCCCUAUUCAGAAGCUGGCAAGUUUAUUCCAUCAAAGGGAAUCCUAUGUGUUGGCUGUCGAGGACGUGGAUAUCUGCAAUGUCCGCACUGCAAAGGAAGUGGUAUUGGACCAUACCACUUUGGUUUCUUCGUAAUUCCAAAGUUUUGUGGUCUUUGUGGAGUAAUGGGUUCUCUGUUAUGUCCUGGUUGCGAUGGUACUGGCUAUUACGUUAUGAGGACACCUGAUGCAAGCUUCCUUCGAGAUUUGCUUUUGAAAUUAGGCUUACUUGAUGAAGAGAAAGAACGUUUAAAGUUUCUUCCAACUUUGGAUAAUUUGAAAAGGUUAGGACUAAGAUAGGAAAAACGAGGAAGAAGAAUAGAGCGCCAUAACUUGCUUAGUUUAUUUAUGAGGACAAACCGUACAAGUCCAUCUUUCUUUCCUCUCAUAUUUUUUUGGGAGUUUAUACUGCUUUGUAUGAAAGGAAACUCUGUUGUUGUGCCCGAUAAGUUUUUUGGGUGGAUGGUGGCUACUUGAUGAAGCAAAUGUGAAAAAUUUUGCAAAGUAAAGUUGUUUUCUAGUUA
This is a messenger RNA of Galdieria sulphuraria, 645 nucleotides long. RefSeq lists its product as uncharacterized. The transcript is spliced from 2 exons. The record is from RefSeq and is a predicted model, not a curated record. Bases 5 to 421 code for a protein of 138 amino acids. Lineage: Eukaryota; Rhodophyta; Bangiophyceae; Galdieriales; Galdieriaceae.